AUGCCAAACACAUCUCUUCGGCGCCCGACAAAGGGCUAUAAGCGAGGGGGCAAAGCUGCAUAUCAUGGCGUCAAAACCCGGACAUUCGCUGCGUCCUCGAGGGCCGAAGGCACCUCUGCCGACGAGAAGUGGGAGCGCACCCGCCUGGCCCAGAGCAUCGACGACAGAAUGGGCUUUGCCCGGUACGAGAGCGGCAAGAAGAAGGAAGGGUGGCUGGUCAACGUUCAGCCCACCUCUGUCGAAGACGAGAGGAUACCGGGCGGCCGAGCGGCGCUGGACUGCUACUUCAUCGAGCUCGACGGAAGCACCUUCAAAGCUACGGUUGAAUAUGACCCCUACUUCAUCAUUGCGGUGAAAAAGGGCCGCGAGUCUGAAGUCGAAGAGUGGGUGAAGAGGGUACCCGGCGGAGGCGUUGUGAAAGCAAUCAGGAGGAUAGAGAAGGAAGAUCUCAGCAUGCCGAAUCACCUGAUGGGCUACCGACGCACAUUCAUUGAGCUCAGAUUUGCCAAUGUCAACGACCUGAUGGCCGCGAGAAGAGACAUCUUGCCGAUUGCGGAGAAGAACAAGAAGAACAUGAAUGCCAUGGACGCCUAUGCCGAGGUUGCCACGAACAAUGGCAACUUUGAUCUUUUCGAUAACGAUUUACGAGAUGACGAGCGAAACACGAGUACUUCCAUUUCUGAAGCGAGCGACUUCAUCGUCGACAUUCGCGAAUACGAUGUUCCAUACCACGUUAGAGUAAUGAUAGACCUAGACAUAAGAGUGGGCAAGUGGUAUUUUGUCGAAGCAAAGCAUGGCGUUACGAAAGUCACAGUAAACGAGGGCCGAUCUUUGCCAGCCGACCCGGUGGUCAUGGCGUACGAUAUCGAGACAUCAAAGCUGCCCUUGAAGUUCCCCGAUGCCGCAACCGAUCAGAUUAUGAUGAUCUCAUACAUGAUUGACGGCCAAGGAUUCCUAAUCACCAACCGAGAAAUCAUUUCCGAAGACAUUGGCGACUUUGACUAUACACCAAAGCCCGAGUACCCCGGCCCCUUUAUGAUCUUCAACGAGCCAGACGAAAAGUCUGUCAUUGAGAGAUUCUUUCUCCACAUCAAGGAGGCUCGCCCGACUGUCAUUGCGACGUACAACGGUGACUUCUUCGAUUGGCCCUUUGUCGAGGCGAGGGCGAGCGUCAACGGCAUCGACAUGUACCAUGAGAUUGGCUGGAAAAAGGACAGCGAAGACCAGUACAAGUGCAGCUACAGUGUUCACAUGGACUGCUUUCAUUGGGUCAACCGAGACUCCUAUCUGCCGCAAGGAUCUCGAGGCUUGAAGGCCGUCACAGUCGCCAAGCUGGGAUACGACCCCGAUGAACUCGACCCGGAAUUGAUGACUCCAUAUGCAUCAGAAAGACCACAAACGCUCGCAGAAUACUCAGUCUCCGAUGCCGUGGCAACCUACUACCUGUACAUGAAAUAUGUGCACCCCUUCAUCUUCUCACUCUGUACGAUUCUGCCUCUAGGAGCAGAUGACGUCCUCAGAAAGGGUACGGGUACGCUCUGUGAAAUGCUUCUGAUGGUGCAGGCGUACCAGCAGGAGAUUGUGCUGCCGAAUAAGCACAUCACCCCGAAAGAAGCAUUCUGGGACGGCCAUCUCCUCGAUUCCGAGACAUAUGUCGGCGGCCACGUCGAGAGUAUCGAAGCCGGCGUUUUUCGGUCUGACAUCCCCGUCAACUUUGCGGUUGACCCCGGCGCAGUGGACGAGCUUUUGCGAGAUCUGGACAAUGCGCUCAAGUUUGUCAUUACAGUGGAAGAGAAGAAGUCUCUCGACGACGUCACCAACUAUGAUGAAGUCAAGCAGCAGAUCAUGAGCAAGCUUUUGAAUCUCAAAGAGACGCCCAAUCGCAACGAGAGACCACUCAUUUACCAUUUGGAUGUCGCCUCCAUGUAUCCGAAUAUCAUGACGACAAACAGAUUGCAGCCGGACUCGAUGAUUUCAGAAUCAGAUUGCGCUGCCUGUGAUUUCAACCGUCCAGGCAAGACUUGUGAUCGACGAUUGCCUUGGGCUUGGAGAGGAGAGUACAUACCGGCGAAGAGAGACGAGUACAACAUGAUCAGGCAUGCUCUGGAGAACGAAAAGUUCCCUGGCAAAACACCAAAGGCACCCCCUAGGACAUUUCAGCAGCUGAGUGCUGAUGAACAGGCGAGCCUGGUAAGGAAACGUCUCCAGCUCUACUCCCAGAAGGUAUAUCACAAGAUCCACGACUCUACUACAAUCAUCCGGGAGGCAAUCAUUUGUCAGCGAGAAAACCCUUUCUACAUCAACACUGUCCGCGACUUCCGUGAUCGUCGAUACGACUACAAGGGUAAGGCAAAGGUCUGGAAAGGCAAGACGGAUGCGCUGAAGGCAUCUGGUGCCCCCAGCAGUGAGAUUGAGGAUGCGAAGAAGAUGAGUAUUGUGUACGACUCUCUGCAGCUUGCGCACAAGGUCAUCUUGAAUUCUUUUUACGGAUACGUCAUGAGGAAAGGCUCUCGCUGGUAUUCCAUGGAGAUGGCGGGUGUUACCUGCUUAACGGGAGCCACGAUCAUUCAGCUUGCUCGUCAGCUUGUCGAACGCCUCGGCCGUCCUCUUGAGCUGGACACCGACGGAAUUUGGUGUAUGCUUCCGGCGACCUUCCCGGAGAACUUUGCCUUUAAGCUCAAGAACGGGAAGAAGAUGAACAUUUCCUACCCCUGCGUCAUGCUCAACCAUCUCGUGCAUGACAAAUUUACCAACCACCAGUAUCAGACAUUGGUCGACCCCAAAACCUUCAGAUACGAAACUCACAGCGACAACUCCAUCUUCUUUGAAGUCGAUGGGCCGUACAAGGCCAUGAUCUUGCCCACGUCAAAAGAAGAAGACAAGAACUUGAAGAAGAGAUAUGCCGUGUUCAACGACGAUGGCAGUCUGGCAGAGCUGAAGGGCUUUGAAGUGAAGCGUCGUGGUGAGCUCAAGCUAAUCAAGAUCUUCCAGCAACAGAUCUUCAAGUUCUUCCUCGAAGGAGAAGACUUGACGCAAUGCUACACUGCUGUGGCAAAAGUUGCAAACCAGUGGCUCGAUGUACUGCACAACAAGGGAUCUACGCUUGCAGACGAAGAGCUGAUGGAGCUAAUUUCCGAAAAUCGAAGCAUGUCCAAGACCCUCGAGGAGUACGGCAGUCAAAAGUCGACCAGUAUCACAACAGCACGUCGUCUUGCCGACUUCUUGGGCGAGCAGAUGGUCAAGGACAAGGGAUUGAACUGCAAGUUCAUCAUUUGCUCUCGACCUCGAAAUGCACCCGUCACGGAGCGUGCCGUUCCUGUCGCCAUCUUCUCUGCAGAAGAGACUGUGAAGCGCGCCUAUCUCAAGAAGUGGCUCAAGGAGGAGCCUGCAGAUACGGACCCCCGGGCUUUGCUGGACUGGGAUUACUACCUGGAGCGUCUUGGCUCCGUCAUUCAGAAACUCAUCACCAUCCCUGCCGCCCUGCAGAAAGUGCGCAAUCCCGUACCUCGAGUGCCUCAUCCCGACUGGCUCCAGCGAAGAAUCAACAUCAAGGAUGACAAGAUGAAGCAGAAGAAACUCACGGAUCUCUUUAGCAGCAAAGAGCCGCUGGCAGAUAUUACGAAUAUUAACGGGCCCCGCGCGGAGGACAUGGAGGACUUUGGCUCCAAGCUGCUGAAACCCAAGCAGCUCGGGGCACUCAUCGCGUCUUCGCAGGUACAGGCCCCCUCCUCCCAGAAACGCAAGUCUCCCGAGCCGGCAGAGGAGCCAAACCCCAUUGCCACUUUGCCAGACGCCAUGCCCGAUCCAUCGGACGACUAUGUUGGAUUUCUGCAGUAUCAGAAGAAGAAGUGGAAGCUGCAGAAACAGGCACGUAUUCGCAGAAGGCAGCUGUUUGGUGAAAGGAGAGGCAACGUCAGCAGCAACAUCCAGCAGACGUUCAUGAAGCAAGCUCACUUGACGUUUAUGAAUACGUGGCAGCUGCUUCAUCUCAAAGCCACUGAUACUCCCGGCAUCGUGACGGCGCACGUCUUGAUUGACGCAAAGAUCCACACGCUGAAAAUCAACGUCCCCCGCCAGGUCUUCCUCAAUCUCAAGAAAGAAGAGCUGCCAGACGUUGAAAUUGCGGGGUGCGAGGUCGAACAAGUCAACUAUACUCUCCCCAACGGCCACGAGUCUAAGCAUCUCUUCAAGCUCACCGUCCCCGAAGACGUGUACUUUAACGAAGCAGAAAAGUUUUCGCUCUUGUUCAACCAUCCUAGUGUAGAGGGUGUGUAUGAGAAGCAAGUGCCCCUGAACAUCCGUGCAGUGCUACGGCUGGGUAACCUCUGUACCAUUGACGAGGAACAAGAGGCAGUGCUUGGCAAAGGUCUCGAGCAAGGCUUCGACCUGAUGGGUCUGAAACGCCCUGCAAAACCGAAGGCUUAUUUGGAGUCGUCUCCCUUGGCUUACAUCUACAUCUCGCACAUUACUGCAGGAGAUCGUCAAAUCUUUGGUCUGUUCUCGACGACAAACGACCAAGCUUACGUCGUGAUACUGCAGAAAGGACGGGAUUCGGGAUCAGAUCUGCCAAACAUAACCAAGUUGUACUCGGAACUGCUGGCAAAGAGAGCAGAGGAGGCCGCGGGAACGAACUGGCAGGACUGCUUCAAGUAUCAGGAGAAAAUCACCUUCAAAGUCACACAGGUGACGAUACGGCGCAAGGCUCAUUUAGAGGUUGCCGAUGUGGUCCGAAAGCUCCGCAAAGACGAGUCACGGCCGCAAAUGAUGGUUAUCCAGUCGUCUCAGCGAAACCUUCUUGUCCACGACAUUCCGAUUCUGGGCGAGUUCCCGGUGUUGCCGCUGAGAUACGAUGCCUCUGACAGCUCAUUACCGCCUCUUGGCUGGCAGGCGGUUGUUGCACGGCGCUUGGUCGGGCAUUAUCUGGGGCUGGGAUCCUGGAUCUUGCACCUCACGGCCCUGGCGCGCUACGGCGAUGUGCCCCUGUGCAACUUGGAGCGUGACGAUCCCCGGUUCCUCAUCGACAUUGCAUACGCCAGACGGCUACAGGCAAACGGGGUCGUGCUGUGGUGGUCUCCUGAUCCCCGGCCUGACCAUGCUGGCUAUGAGAAGGACGAUAUCACCGGGUCUCUUGACACUGUCAAGAUGCCUAGCAUCAAUAACCCCGGGACGUUUUCGUCUGUCUGCAUUGACCUAGAUGUUCGCAACCUCGCCAUCAACACGAUACUGACCUCAUCCCUAAUCAACGAGCUCGAAGGGGCUGAAUCCAUUUCGUUCAACCCUACUGCCGACGGAUCGGAGAUUCUGGCCUCAGAGAACGGAUUCGCCAAUGCCGGAGUGCUGGUCCUUCGCGAGAUGGUCAAAGCAUGGUGGGCAGAAGCUUGCAAGGGCAGUACAAUGGCCGAUGUGCUCGUUCAGCAUCUCGUCCGCUGGGUCGAAAACCCGGAUUCGUUCAUGUACGACCGAGCACUGCACUACUAUGUGCAGAUGAUGUCGCGGAAGGCGUUCCAGCAGCUCAUGGCGGACUUUAGGCGUGUCGGCUCGCAGGUCAUCUUUGCGAGUGCAAACCGAUUGAUUCUGCAGACGACCAAGGCAGAGGUCGGCAACGCCUUUGCUUACAGCCAGUACAUUAUCAAGUCCAUCAAGAGCAAGUCGCUAUUCCACUUCAUCGACCUGGAAAUCAAGGAGUACUGGGAUUAUCUGGUGUGGUACGACGAGUUCAACUACGGUGGAAAAGCCUGCCAGCAGGUUGCCGACUCCGACGAGCAGAAUCUGGAGACGAUUAUGCACUGGCAAAUGGCCACGUUCUUGCCUCUUCGGCUGCAGCCCAUCUUCCAGGAUUGGGUGAUUGAGUUCAUCCAGCUCAUGCAUAAGCUCAAACGCCCAGAGAACAAUGAUCCCGACUCAACUCCGCGCCUCACUCAGCUACCGAACAGGAAUCAAGAUCUCGACGGCGACACGCAAAUCAUCCUGGGCAAGGCCUUUGAAAAGCCGUUCAAAAAGGUCAUUGUCGGCCUGAUCAACCAGCAGAAGCGCGAGCUCCUGCAUCCGGAGCUGGCGGAAGACUAUAGCUUCCCCUCGUUGCCCGGUUCGCACCUCCAGCUGCGCAAUCCGAUCCUCGAGCUCGUCAAGUCCAUCAUGCAGGUCCUCUCCCUGGACAAGAACAUUACGCUCGAAGCAAGACUGCUGCGCAAAGAACUGCUCGCGCUGUUUGAGAUACGCGAGUUCUCCAAGGAGGGCACCUUUACGAAUCCUUCGGAGAGUUUGAAGCUGCUGCAGGUCUCCUGCGACAGCUGCACCAUGGCGCGAGACCUCGACUUCUGCCGCGACGAGGACCUGAUUGGCGCUCCCGGCGACAACAACAACAACGGCGGCGGCGGCGGCGGCGGCCAGAGCUGGCAGUGCGGCUUCUGCGGCAGCGAGUUCGACAGGGUGGGCCUCGAGGAGCGGCUGCUGGCCAUGGUGGAGGGCUGGGCGACGGAAUGGGCCGUGCAGGACCUCAAGUGCGAGCGGUGCGGCGCGCUGAGGGUCAACGACUUCAUGGAGCACUGCACCUGCAGCGGGGGGUGGAAGGAGGUGUUGUCGAGGGAGGAGGUGGUGCGGAAGCUGGGUGUGAUGAGGAGGGUGGCGAGGUAUUAUGGGCUGAAGAUGCUUGGGAAUGUGGUCGAGGGGCUUUACGAGGGGUUGUGA
Molecule: messenger RNA, 6687 nt
Organism: Trichoderma reesei QM6a
Lineage: Eukaryota; Fungi; Ascomycota; Sordariomycetes; Hypocreales; Hypocreaceae
Product: DNA polymerase epsilon, catalytic subunit A
Exons: 3
Coding region: 1-6687 (2228 amino acids)
Biological process (GO): leading strand elongation; DNA replication; base-excision repair, gap-filling
Cellular component (GO): nucleus; epsilon DNA polymerase complex
Molecular function (GO): zinc ion binding; nucleotide binding; DNA binding
Source: RefSeq, a predicted model, not a curated record